GCAAAAGGAACGUUGUGAGUGUUGAGGACGUCAUCAUACACUCCUGCAUGCGAUCGAGGAACGAUCAGCGAACAUUGCGAGACGAGGGAAUUUGUGCCCUGAGUAGAAUCGCAUAUGUACCAUCACGACUAGGUGUUAUUCCUAUCAAGCUAGCAACACCGACCGGAACUAUCGAAACGUACGCAUUCUUGGACAGUGGCUCUGAUGUCACGUUAAUAAAACGAGAGCUACUAGUUAACAGCGGAGUCUUCACCAAGCCGACGGCAUCGACGAUCAACACACUAAUCCCCACAGGAAAAAGGGAUACAUCGAGCGGGCUGAGAGUAACAAAACGUUUCCGGAACCAAGACGUUGGUAUUUACCUCAUCAUCCUGUUGUAA
Molecule: messenger RNA, 380 nt
Organism: Dibothriocephalus latus
Lineage: Eukaryota; Metazoa; Platyhelminthes; Cestoda; Diphyllobothriidea; Diphyllobothriidae
Source: the annotation of a GenBank genome assembly